Molecule: messenger RNA, 1554 nt
Organism: Medioppia subpectinata
Lineage: Eukaryota; Metazoa; Arthropoda; Arachnida; Sarcoptiformes; Oppiidae
Source: the annotation of a GenBank genome assembly
AUGCCCCGAAGAGGGCGAACGCAAAGCCGUGAAGAUGGCCUUCAAAAGGGCCCUCAAAUUCAUGGCUCGAAGUCAGGAGUGAAGAUAUCAUCUGAAAGUGGGACUAAAGACCUGAUCCAGAGGUUUGACUGUAACACAAUGUCCGUAAUUGUGGUCAACGACUUAUGGGAUGAGUUGCGGGAGGAGAACCGAUGGCUGCGGCGACGGCUGCGAUACCAGCGGCACAUGUAUGAGCUCUUGGAGGACUUCCGGGUGAACGCCACGGAUCUGUUGACAGAGUGCCGGUGCGGCAAAACAGGUGAUCGUUUCGCAGAGAUUCUUCAAGAGUUUGAGCGACAGUUAGGGUACGUUAUGGGCACGCAUUGGGUGCCCGGUCUGGACGAUGACCACGUGGUGGACACCGAUGAUGAACUGGUGGUCACCGAUAAUGAAGAGUUGGUUAGCGAUGACAAAACUGAGGUGGAAGUGGUGGACAUCACCAGUGAUAAUGAAGAGGUCGCGGAGACCGAUGAGGGCAUCGGAAUGACACCACCGAUGGUUACGCGGGUUGCGGACAAUCACAUGGAUAGCAAUACCAAUGAAGACGUGACUGAAGAGGUUGUGGACAAUAGCGUCGAUUCAAACGAUACAUGGAUUACCGGCGAUAACUCGCUGCCAAUUGUUGGCCCGUCGACAGCGAGAGUAAUGGCAAUCAAUAGAGACGACAACCCAUCAGUCGCUGAUUCGAUGGACAAACCAAUGGCCGAAGAUGUGGUCACAUAUUUGGACGCCAAUCCGGACACAGACGUUGUGAUCGACGUAUCGGUCGGCGACAUGCCGUCAAUAGUGACGCCCAAGAAACUGGUCACCACUUCCGGCGCCACACAUCGGCCACAAAGCCUGACAUUCGAUGUCCACACCUAUGGAUCAGUUGAUGAUCCGUUGGACAAACCGAUCGAAGAGAUGAUAGUCACGUAUUUGGACGCCGAUCCAGACACAGACGUUGUCAUCGACGUCGCGUCCGCCGGUGACCGGCCGUCAACAGUGACGCCUAAACCAGUGGUCACGACCACCACUGCGACGACACGUCUGACACAAAACCCGACUUCAGUUGUCCGCACCGAUGGAUCAGCUGACGAAGAGUUCGACGAACCGAUGGACGAGGAUUUCAAUUUGGGAACCGUUUUGGGCGACAUAUCCGCCACCGAUUGGCUGUCAACGGUUCCCAUUGAAUUCCCAUCAGCGGUCUCGACGUCGACACCCAAACCACAGAUCACUGGCUCCGCCACCGGCGCCACAGGUGUAUCGCGAGCGGCGACGACACCCUAUGGCCGUCAACACCGGUGCCGCAAAUGCAACCAAUCGUUCACAAACGGGCCAUCGCUUGACCGUCACGUGACACUCGUUCACACCAAAUACGUGGCCAACGCUGAACUGCUGGCGCUGGCGGCCAAGCCGUACGCCUGUCAUCGGUGUCUCUAUACCACCGACCGGGCGGUCAAACUGGACAAACACUUGGCGGAGAAACACAGCGCUAAGUUAGGACCGCCGCCGCUGACACGCGUGACGCCCGGC